GGGAAAAGGCAGGGAGGGGGGAGGAGCAGGGUGUCGCCUGUUUCCACGCUCUGGAGUCGGGAUUAUCAUUUGUUCUCAGCCUCGUCAGCCGCCUUUUCGCGCCGUUAGUCCGUCUCUUGGCCAGCUUUAACCCGGACCACCAUGGGAGUCGACGGUUGCACCAGAUGCAUCAAGUACACGCUCUUCUUCUGCAACUUCAUCUUCUGGCUCGCUGGAGGCGUGAUCCUGGGUUUGGCUCUAUUCCUGAGACAUGACCACCAGGUCAAGAGUCUUCUGGACAUCACAGUGGACGGACAGCAGCCCCCCAGCACCUUCUACACCAGCAUCCACAUUCUGAUCGCCGUGGGCGCCGUGAUGAUGGUGGUGGGCUUCCUGGGGUGUUACGGCGCCAUCCAGGAGUCCCAGUGCUUGCUGGGAACGUUCUUCACCUGCCUGGUCAUCCUGUUCGCCUGUGAAGUGGCCGCAGGCAUCCUGGGAUACAUGCACAGAGAAACCAUUUCCAAAGAGAUGAUCAUCUUCUACGACUCGCUGUAUGACGAGGCCAUGAAAACCAGCUUGACCGAAUCAGACAGGAAGGUGGCCGCCAUGCAAGGACUGAAGAUCUUCCACGAGACGCUGAAAUGCUGCGGGAAAGGCUUAGGCACCUCCCUCUUCAGCAAGUUUGUGGGCAUGAAGGACGGGGUGGACGUCUGCUCCACCGAAUACGUCACCGUCAGCUGCCACACCAGCAUCAACGACCUCUUCUCCACAAAGAUCCACAUCGUGGGAAUCGCCGCUCUGGUGAUCGCCAUCAUCAUGAUCUUUGAGAUGAUCUUCAGCAUGGUGCUGUGCUGCGGGAUCCGCAACAGUCCGGUGUACUGAGGGCCGGAGCGGCCGGCGCCCUGACCGGAGGAACGGCCGCCGUGACCCGCUUCCUGUUUUGUAACCAGGAAAACCACGUAUAGCGCUUGCUGGAAGUAGUCCUCGCUUUACGACCAUGUAAACCGUGUCCCCCUCCCCUGUUAGCCCCAGACGCCGCCUCACCCCUUAGAUCUGACUCACGUAUGUCGAUAUGAAACCACAGACGCUUCCUAACGGCCUUUCUGCGCAUCCAGAUGCUCUUACAUUCUCAGUUGGAGGUUUUUUUCACUGUUUCAUGUAUAAACUGUAUAUAAAUGUAUGUUGACAGUGCUUUCUGCCUGAGCAUGGGUCAGCCAAACCCCGCCCCCUCCCCUCCCCUCCCCCACUGCUUCUGUCAUUUCCUGCAUCCGUCCUUUUCUGACGCCGUCGAGCUCUGUUUCCUGUAAGCCUUUGGUGCCAAAAACAUGCUGGGAAAUGAAGUAAUUGUUCCGUGGCGCUGCGGCGCUUGUUCGUGCGUUACGGGAGCUGUGAAGAGCUCGCCGUGGCGCUCAGCGGCUCCGCUGACGAGGAGAACCGUGGCGGUUGUCCUCGCGCCUUCUCCCCCCCGUCUCCUCACGUCCUUGGUACGUCCGGCCGGGCGGGAGGAGGACCCGGGUCCUGCGGCCACCUCUGAUGCUGACCUUUGAACCCCGUGGCCGCAUGCCCCCUCCCCCCUCCUCUCUGGCAGACUGUGGUUUGCCCAGAUAUAAAGGGAUUAAAUGUAUUUUACAAAAACC
Molecule: messenger RNA, 1616 nt
Organism: Oryzias latipes (Japanese medaka)
Lineage: Eukaryota; Metazoa; Chordata; Actinopteri; Beloniformes; Adrianichthyidae
Product: CD81 antigen-like
Cellular component (GO): plasma membrane
Source: RefSeq, a predicted model, not a curated record